Molecule: messenger RNA, 1456 nt
Organism: Paralichthys olivaceus (Japanese flounder)
Lineage: Eukaryota; Metazoa; Chordata; Actinopteri; Pleuronectiformes; Paralichthyidae
Source: RefSeq, a predicted model, not a curated record
AUGGGAAAUGCUUCAGACACAUCUGCUGUGUUUGCCUCCACCAUCUCCAAGGAGUAUGACAUCUUCAUGGGUUCUAUCUACAGCGUAUUUUGUAUACUGUCCCUCAUGGGAAACUGCAUUCUGCUACUUGUUGCAUAUCACAAGCGGUCGACCUUGAAGCCGGCAGAGUUCUUCAUAAUCAAUCUCUCUAUCAGUGACCUUGGGAUGACGCUCUCUUUAUUCCCAUUGGCAAUACCAUCAUCUUUUUCACACAGGUGGCUGUUUGGAGAAAUCACCUGUCAGCUCUAUGCUAUGUGUGGAGUUCUCUUUGGUCUGUGCAGCUUAACCAACCUCACAGCACUCUCCUUAGUCUGCUGCCUUAAAGUCUGCUUCCCUAACCACGGUAACAAGUUCUACUCUUCACAUGCCCGCCUCCUGGUGGUUGGAGUGUGGUGCUACGCAUCUGUGUUUGCUGUGGGGCCCCUGGCACAGUGGGGACAUUACAGUGCCGAACCUUACGGCACAGCCUGCUGCAUUGACUGGCAUGCACCCAACCACGAGCUUUCAGCCUUGUCUUACAUUGUCUGCCUUUUUAUAUUUUGCUAUGCACUGCCCUGCACCGUCAUCUUCCUCUCCUACACUUUCAUUCUGCUGACGGUGCGGGGAUCGCGUCAGGCCGUCCAGCAGCAUGUGUCACCGCAGACCAAGACCACCAAUGCACACGCUCUCAUUGUCAAGCUGUCAGUAGCAGUAUGUAUAGGCUUCCUGGGCGCCUGGACCCCAUAUGCUGCUGUGGCCAUGUGGGCUGCGUUCGGAGAUGCCACACAAGUUCCUGCUGUAGCCUUCGCCCUGGCCGCCAUAUUUGCCAAAUCUUCCACCAUCUACAACCCUGUGGUCUACCUGCUGUGCAAACCCAACUUUCGCGAGUGCCUCUACAGAGACACGUCUAUGCUACGACAGAGGAUCUACAGGGGAAGUCCGCAGUCAAAUCUGAAAGAACAUCUCGAAUCCAACUCACAGCACAAUAAGGACACGUACAUCUCCACGAGGUUCUCAAACGGACAGCAGGAGAGCUACGGGGCGUGUCUGCACUGCACAGAGAAUGCAGAACUGUGCCAUGUGACACCAGCCCAAAGAACCGCCAGCAUCCUGACUGGAUCUACCUGCAGAGAGGUGACAGUUAGCCAGCUCUCAGCCAAACCACAGGCGGACUUCAUAUAGAAUGACGAAAACAAGACAGGAAAGGUGCUCAAACAGACAGCAAAACAACAACAGCCUGCACAACUUCAAAUAUGUGUGUGUCACCAAGACUUUAUAGCAUGACAGCACUUACAAGGACCUUUAAUCUCGCUCGUAAGUGGCCCCUUUGUUGUGUAGUGCCCAAGAUUCCCAAAAAUUCAUACUGUGCUUAAAUCUUCAGAGAAGUUUUGCCACAGAAAAUGUAUAAUAUACAGACGCCUUCCUCUGUGUUGCCUCA